This is a messenger RNA of Brassica oleracea var. oleracea, 1877 nucleotides long. Its product is annotated as 3-ketoacyl-CoA synthase 11. Lineage: Eukaryota; Viridiplantae; Streptophyta; Magnoliopsida; Brassicales; Brassicaceae. The record is from RefSeq and is a predicted model, not a curated record. Gene Ontology annotation, cellular component: membrane. Bases 184 to 1737 code for a protein of 517 amino acids. Gene Ontology annotation, biological process: fatty acid biosynthetic process. Gene Ontology annotation, molecular function: acyltransferase activity, transferring groups other than amino-acyl groups. The transcript has 2 exons.
UGCGUUUUCAAAAGUAGUAGCCUUUGAAUGAGAUUCCCUGUAAUAAUAUUCUUUUCUCGUAUAAUUAUUCUCUCCCUCUCCUCGUUUUCUCCGUGAGCGGCGACAAGAGUUCUGAAUCUUCAGUUAAUUGACGUGAAAAGUGUAAAUCUUUAAUAGAUCUCUGUAUCGUUUUUGAAAGAAGCAAUGUCUGCGGAGGAGAAGAGAAGACCAUUGAUGAUGGGAGGAAGAGACUCAUCAUCAUCACCCGACCGGAACCUCCCAGAUUUCAAAAAAUCCGUGAAGCUCAAGUACGUCAACCUAGGCUACCACUACCUCAUCACGCACGGCAUGUACCUCCUCCUCUCCCCUCUCCUCCUCCUCAUCGCCGCUCAGCUCUCCACCUUCUCCCGCACCGACCUCGCCACCCUCUGGGACCAUCUCCAGUACAAUCUCAUCUCCGUGAUCCUCUGCUCCACCCUCCUCGUGUUCAUUACGACCAUCUACGUCAUGACUCGUCCCCGUCCGGUUUACUUGGUCGACUUCUCGUGCUAUAAACCCGACGACGCUCGCAAAUGCACUAAAAAAAUCUUCAUGGAGCGGUCGAAGCUCACUGGAUCCUUCACCGAGGAGAAUCUCGAGUUCCAGAGGAAGAUUCUCCAGCGCUCGGGGCUUGGGGAGUCUACUUACUUGCCUGAGGCUGUCCUUAACGUCCCUCCGAAUCCGUGUAUGGCGGAAGCUAGGAAGGAAGCUGAGGCUGUGAUGUUUGGAGCUAUCGACGAGCUUCUUGAUAAGACGAAUGUGAAUCCUAAGGAUAUUGGGAUCUUGAUUGUUAACUGCAGCCUUUUUAACCCGACGCCUUCUUUGUCUGCUAUGAUUGUGAAUCACUAUAAGCUCCGUGGGAAUAUACUCAGCUACAACUUGGGAGGAAUGGGAUGCAGCGCGGGGUUGAUAUCGAUAGAUCUCGCUAAACACCUUCUCAACUCUAUCCCCAACACUUAUGCUAUGGUGAUAAGCAUGGAGAAUAUCACUUUGAACUGGUACUUUGGUAACGACAGGUCGAAGCUUGUUUCUAAUUGUUUGUUUAGAAUGGGAGGUGCGGCGGUUCUCCUCUCGAAUAAAAGAUGGGACAGGAGGAGGUCGAAGUACGAGCUUGUUGAUACUGUCAGGACGCACAAGGGAGCUGAUGAUAAAUGCUUCGGCUGCGUGACUCAAGAAGAGGAUUCCGCGAGCAAGAUCGGCGUGACGCUGUCCAAAGAUCUAAUGGCUGUUGCGGGAGAUGCGUUAAAGACGAACAUCACGACGCUAGGACCGCUGGUUCUGCCGACGUCCGAGCAGCUUCUGUUCUUUGCGACGUUAGUGGGGAGGAAGCUCUUCAAGAUGAAGAUCAAGCCGUACAUCCCGGACUUCAAGCUAGCGUUUGAGCAUUUCUGCAUCCACGCGGGAGGGAGAGCUGUUCUCGAUGAGCUGGAGAAGAACUUGAAGCUGACUGAUUGGCACAUGGAGCCCUCGAGGAUGACGCUCUACCGUUUUGGUAACACGUCGAGUAGCUCGUUGUGGUAUGAGUUAGCGUAUAGUGAGGCUAAGGGAAGGAUCAAGAAAGGUGAUAGAAUCUGGCAGAUUGCUUUUGGUUCGGGGUUUAAGUGCAACAGCUCGGUUUGGAGAGCGGUUAGGUCUGUGAAUCCUAAAAAGGAGAAGAACCCGUGGAUGGAUGAGAUCCAUGAGUUCCCAGUUGAUGUCCCAACGCAUGCAACAAUCUAGAAACUACUCAGCAAACAUUUGUCUAUUGUUCAGAAGAGACCUCUCUUGUUUAUGUUUUUGUUUUGUUUCCAUGUUCUCUUGAGCUUUCUAUCUUUUGAGAUUCUGUUUCUCUUCCUAAUGAGCUUAGCCUGUUUUUGACU